AUGCUCUCGUCUCGCUUGUCGCUCUCGCCCGCUGUCGUCUUGCUCCUCGCUCUCGCCCGUUCGCCUGAUCCUCGCCUCGUUCCCCUGCUCUGCCAUGUCCAUGGCGUUCUUCGAUGGGUAAGGGGUCAGAUCCGAUCUGGUGGUUCCCACCUUCAAUCUCCAUCUAUUCCCUUGUUCUUCAUCCCUGAAAGUCGAUUGGGACUCGUUCUUAGCAUCCUCGAUGCAUCUCCGUCUUCUGUCCGUCGUUCUCAUCGCCAGUCGCCGCCACCUCCGGGGCUCCGGUCUCCGUUGAGGUACCGGGGGUGUGGAUCUGGUCCAUCUCAUCGUCAUUUCUGGCGCUCCGGCUCAAGAGCCGUUGAGGAACCGGAGACGACAAAGAUGGCCCGAGGCGUAGGCGACACCGAUGAAGGGGAGUUUGAUCACUCCCAGAACGAUGAGCUGCGGAUGUGUGGGUUAGCCAGGGAUGAUGAGGAGGACGAUGUCCGCGAGGACUGCGCCGAUCUAUUUGGGCGGUCUGCUGCUGAUCCCCUUCCCUGUGACCAAGAUGCGGUCCCGGUCCACGGGGAAGGGGCCGAUCCCGAUGCCGAUGGUGGCGACAGUGUUGAGGCGGAGGCAGCAGCCAUGAGAAUUAUUGUCUUUUUUAUUAUCGGAGCUGUUGAGCAAAACGAGAGGGGUUUCGCUGAUCUCUGUUUCCCGUUCCCUCCUAGAGUGACAGAUGAAUAUGAUGAUGACUGUACGCAAAGGAGUGACUUUCGUGAACGCGGAGAAAAGGCUGCGUGUGAGUCGUGCAUGGCACAACAGUCGACACUCAACAGCCCUUCCGUCCGAGGUGAUGAAGGAUGA
Messenger RNA from Miscanthus lutarioriparius, 843 nucleotides. The record is from the annotation of a GenBank genome assembly. Lineage: Eukaryota; Viridiplantae; Streptophyta; Magnoliopsida; Poales; Poaceae.